Molecule: messenger RNA, 3698 nt
Organism: Acanthopagrus latus (yellowfin seabream)
Lineage: Eukaryota; Metazoa; Chordata; Actinopteri; Spariformes; Sparidae
Product: olfactory receptor 11A1-like
Exons: 1
Coding region: 318-1250 (310 amino acids)
Biological process (GO): G protein-coupled receptor signaling pathway
Cellular component (GO): membrane
Molecular function (GO): olfactory receptor activity; G protein-coupled receptor activity
Source: RefSeq, a predicted model, not a curated record
GUGUUGCACUCUGCUCUGCAGGAUCAGUAAUGAGAAAUUUAGUUCCACUGUUGGAAACAUAAUGUUAGAAAAACUCUAACAAAAUUCUGAAACUACAAUUCAAACUGAUGAGAUUUCUUUGUGAUCUUUUAUUUCUGUGCUCUGGACAAACAACCAAGAAAAGCAUGUGAAUGUGAUACCUAACAGCAAGGUUAAUGAAAAACUUAUAUGGAAGGUUGGUCUUUGGCUGAGGCAUUAUUCAAAAAGAUAAAAUACAAGAAUAUUACUGUGUCAGUUUUGUUGCUCACCGUGUGGCACCCACAUUACUCAAGAUAGAAAUGGAGAACUCAACUGAGGUUUUGUCUUUUGUGCUGGCAGCCUAUGGUAAUAUUGGAGAAUUAAAAUACCUGUAUUUCAGCACAAUGCUGUUAUGGUACCUCUCCAUAUGUGUCAAUAACGCAGCUGUUAUCAUGGUCAUAUUUUUGGACAAAAGGUUACAUGAGCCGAUGUAUAUUUUACUGUGUAAUUUGCUUGCAAAUGAAAUUUUUGCCACCACCUUAGUGUAUCCUCUUAUGAUGUCACAGAUGUUUUCAGACACCCAUGAAGUGACCCUGCCGUGGUGUUUUCUGCAGAUGUGUUGUCUUUCCACAUGUGCUUCUAUUGAGUUUUGUAGUUUAGCAGCCAUGGCCUAUGACAGAUAUGUCGCUAUCUGUUGUCCUUUACACUACAAUGUCAUAAUGAACACAAGACGAGUAGGUACCAUCACUGUUCUUGUUUGGAUGUAUCCCUUUAUUAACACUAUGUUCUCUUUUUCUCUGAUCGUUCAUUUGAAAUUUUGUGGCAAUGUCAUUGACAAAUUGUUUUGUGACCACCACUUAAUAAUAACAAUUAAACUUGCAUGUUCAGUUUCAGCACUUAACAAACUAUCUGACCUGCUUUAUGCCUUUGUGACUAUUGUUAUCCCAUUUAGUCUCAUUUUAGUCUCUUACAUGAAGAUUUUGGCUGUUUGUCUGAACACCUCUGAAGAAAGUAGGCAAAAAGCUGUCACCACCUGCACACCUCAGAUUGUCUCAGUUUCAGGCUUGUUCAUUGGACUGAUUUUUUACUCUACUGAUUUCAGUUCAGAUGCAGCCCUUAUGUCAGAUAGAGAGCGAAAUUUCCUUACACUGUGUCUCCUCAUUUAUCAACCCAUGCUCACCCCCAUUAUGUAUGGAUUAAAGCUACUAAAGAUAAAACAAUCUUUGAAAAGGUUUUUGUUUGAUAGAAAAUAAAUAUUCUUCUUCAUGUUGCAAGAGUCUGUUUGGAUUGUUAUCUCUGCUAUGUUUAAAAAAAUCCAACAUCAUAUGUGUGGUAGAGUGUGACAGUCAUUACAGUUUAUCUCCAUUGUAUUCAUGCAUUUCUGCCAAUUGUGCUAAAAGAUUACCAAGGGUGUAGGAUUGAUAUCAACAUUGGUACAACCCACAUCUUUACUGCACUACUCUCGGAGGGAAAAAAAGUCUUUGUUUUAUUAUGGGCGAAAAACAAUCGUGUUUCAGUACUGAGCCUUCAUCAGCGUAAUAAUACAGAGCACACAUGUCACUAAAUAGAUGAGGAACCCAUAGGUGUGGCAUUAACAUUGGUAGGGACCAAAGAAGCCACUCCUUACCCCCAACAAAUCCAUGCAAUAGCCUCAGAGAGGUUUAAUAAUAACAUAAGGGUGCUGUUUUCUACAGCAGAAAGGACAGCCAACCUCAACAAGCUCCAACUCUGUGACACUAUUCAUUUGUCAUGAAGUGAAAUGAAGCCUAUAAAGUCUAUCAUGUCCUGCAAUAUUUGUGGGUAUUAUGGUGCUUGGUGUGGUUUUUGUGUUUCUGUGUUGUGCUUACAGAGGUGCAUGGAGAGGCUGGGCGGAGCUUUCAAUAACCGACACCGCCGUCAUACAGGCACCUGCAGCAGGCUGGCAAUCAGCAGCUGCUGAUGAGACCAUGCUCUAUAUGCUACCAGCUGCCAGACGAUUAUACCCUUUCAAUGUGGCACAUAGCUCAAACUGUCACUCUCCUCAACCUCUAGUUGUUUUGUUACGUUGCUUGAAAAAACUAAUAUCGUGUUCCUUCUAGUGAUCACCUCCUCGCCGGCAUCCUGUGUUCUCUGUUCCGGCCAUCCAGCCCUCUGCACCUCUAUAGCCUGCUGACUCAUUCCGUUCUCUCCGGCGCACCAUACCACCAGCUACCGUGAGCUACAGCUCCUGCACCCCCGCCUCCACGCAAUCUGACAGGGACGCCUGGAGCGCUGAACUCCCUCACGAUCCAAUUCCUUGUGAUAUCAAUAAAUCAGUUCCGAAACUAUUUCCAGAUUCAGUGUCUGCACAUGGGUCCUCACUCUACCACGCUCCGUAACACUGUCUGCUUUAUUUUGACCUCAUUCCACACUGUAUGCUUGACCCUUGCUAUUUUGUGUGUGUGUACACAUACAUAAUGCUUGCUCGUUACAUCCUUGACUCUGCCUCAUAAAGCACCACUGACCAGCUAGCUGGUCACUUUUCGUCAGAGCGAAUGAUCAUCAGUAGGUUUCAUAUGAUCACUUAACCAAGAACAACAUGUCCUCAGCAAAGCAGCACAGGGCCGUCCUGGAGCACCAUCAGUUCAAAUCUGACUGGACUGAUCACUUUUGUUUUAUUUUUACCAGACUGCACCAAUGCUGAACCAACAAGAAUGCAGGCCGUAUCUGUCAGCAAAGUCUAAACACUAAAGUAGCGCUUCAACACUAUGCACACUUCCAGCUACCCUACAAAAUCAUAUCACCGCAAACCCAAAAUAACAAAUAUACCAAAGUCAAACAAGCAAGUCUGUCUAUUUUGGACUUUGGCAGACCUGAAGUGACCUCACCAUCAGAGGAUCAAUACAUCAAGCUUAUUAGAAAUAUUUAGUAGAAAUAUUAGCAUUUCACAGCCAAUGACCAGAACAAUUGUUCUAUUAACUGAUCAAUUGAAGUUAGAGAUUUCUGGCAGUAACAGAAGGUCAAAUGUAAGGAAACGAAUAGGAGAGAGAAUGAUACCACAGAGUUUCAAACCCACUGUGAAAAACUGUGGUGGGAAGAUUCAAGUCUGGGAGUCUUUUGCCUGCUCUGGAACUGGACACCUUCAAGUUGUUUUUGCAAAGAACUUGAAGAACAAAGAAGAUCAAGGAUUCCAGACUGUCAGCUGACAUUCCUCCACUGUCAGCUGACCUAGCGAUCAUUGUGUAGUCACAGGGACACUUGAAAGCUGAUGGUGCAUUCAGACCAAACGAGGAAAACAUAUUCACCUCGUGUUAUUAAUUUUCACUCGCACUUGUAUGUGCUUUUCCUCACGCGCUAACCUCCACAUGAGCCCUUAGGAUGAGUGGACAUUCUAGGGACACAUCCUUUGAUAGAUGUACAAACCUUUCUUACCAAAACCUUUCUACUAAUGAAGUGAUGCACAUUCACUUUACACAACCAUCACAUAGUCUUGAAAGCACAGGGACUGAGUGCAGAUUUCUACUGUUGGCAACCUUUGUUUUGUUUAAAAUGAUGUCGCAUCAAUUUUUCUCCUUAUUGGUUCAUUCAUUUUGUGGAAAUCAGAAGAGCUAUGCCUACAAAACUUUUGACUCUACAUUCAGUUUGAUGUCAUGUAAACAGGAUCAUGAUUCAGAUGGAUUCAUUAUACAAAGCUUACAGUUUUAUUUUAUAAUGAAAGUAAAUAGGAAAUGAAUGAAAAUCUA